Molecule: messenger RNA, 4407 nt
Organism: Brenthis ino (lesser marbled fritillary)
Lineage: Eukaryota; Metazoa; Arthropoda; Insecta; Lepidoptera; Nymphalidae
Source: the annotation of a GenBank genome assembly
AGCUUGGAUUAUGAAAUCAAAGCGAAUAGUGUCACCGCUCAAAGUAUCAUACGAUCUGUGACAAAUAUAAACAGUUUAGAGCUGGAAAAGCUAUUCGACGACGUACGGGACGAUAAGAAAAAUGGCGUAAAACCCAAUGACCGACAAGAGGAAAUACCUCCCAUAGUUCUAUCGUUAGCUAUGCUCGAACAGUGUUUAGAUCUAUAUGAUGAUAUGUUCUCCGGACUCUCGCAAUGGUUCCAGUCGACUAAGUUUAUAAACAAACUACUUUGCUGUCUUCAGCUUUGCCUGCAGAACAGACGCCACUACCAAACUUCUUUAGCUGCUUUAAGAUGUUUAACCGCAUAUUCAAGAGGACCGUUCUCAAAGGACCUGCUAAUGAGCGACGUAGACCAGUUCCUCUGGAUGCAAUUAUUGCCCCCGAAAUUAGAGAAUGAUUCGAAUGGAAAUAGCAAUGGGCAAUUAGUUUGGAAACCUCAGGAGUGGUGGAAAGUCUAUGCAUACAGUUUAGACUUUAUAUCAAUGAUGGUAAUGAAACAUGGGCAGUUCUUCGCUGGCGACGCGAUUACGUUUGUAGGAGUUCAUUUAGAGCAUCUUAUUGAAGCGGUGUUGUUGCCGCGGCAAGUGUACAAUAUGGACGCGUUAAACUUGUGCGCUUCGACGCUCAAUCUUAUAGUCCAGCUCGUGAAAUUCGAAUGUCGAUGGCGAAUGCAGAACAUCAACUCGCUUAUUGGAAUAAUGCGCAGCACGAGCGCGUGCCUGCACCAGUGCGUGAUGGCGACGCUGCGCGCGCGGCGCUCGCCCGACCUCACGCCGCAGCCCGACGAGCCGCCCGCCGCCGCGCCCGCGCCCGCGCCCACCAUGCUGCACAGGAUCCUUGAAAUACUCCACAUGGCAACACUCUGCCUGUUGUCGUUCAGUCCAGACCUGCUGUCUCUGCUCGCGGAGCCCGUGCUCGACCUCGAGCGCUGGCAGCCCAUCGUCGAGCUACACUUUGGCGCCCCGAAGAUUACAUAUGAACAGUUCCCGCAACUAACCUUUGGCACAAUACUCUCUGCAAUUUGUUUGCUGACUAAGUCGUUGAACCAUGCGUAUCACUCGGAGGAGUGCAGCGGCGCGCGGUCGCCGCGCGGGCGGCGGCGCGCGUGCGCGUGCGGCGCCAGCAGUCCGGGCGAGGCCCGCGCGCGCGCCGCCCGCAGCGAGUCCGCCGGCAGCAUCUCGUCCGCCGCCAGCGCGCUGCCCGCGCCCAGCGAGCGCCUCGUCGCCGGCGCCCUCGAGGCUACCGUUACCUUGCUCGCAUCGCAGGCACUACUUGCAGUGCGCGACCCGAACGUGCCCGGGCGCCACAAACAAUUAGUUCGACGCGAGCUCGCCUCAGAGCUCACCGUGUUCCACGACUUUGUUCGCAAACGUAUCCUAUGCGCCGCGCACAAUCGGCCACACCUCGUUCGCAACAAACUAGGCGCGUGGCCUCUCGCUGCCAAUGAAGAAGAAACCAGAAGAAUUGAAGAAGCUAGACAAGAAAAGAAUCCGUGUCUCGUAGAUAAUAAUGAUAGGGACCUACCUCCCCCGCCUCCUCCCAAACGUUCGACUCACGACUCCAUGCGUGAAUACAUCCUUCGUAAACACUACUUAGAUAAAUGCGCACAAACGCCUACUAAAGAACCUCCUUCACCCGUAUCUCAUUCGACGCCCACGUCAGAUAAAAAGAAAGAUAGUUCUCGAAGCUCAAAGCGUGUCUCUUGGGCAGAGACUACUACGGAUAGCGAUGAAAGUCUAGACAGCUCCUUGCAAGAAAUUGAACCUGUGUAUUCUAACUUAACGGAUGUUCAAAUAAACAAUGAUGAAGAUUAUUUCCACUUUAUGUCUAUUGUGUUUCUUUAUAUUUACAAAUUUACGGCUGCGAUCGUGACGAUGAUGCAUCACCCGAACAUGCAUCAUCAGCCGAUGUCCGGACAUCCGCCUCAGCAUAUGCCGGGACACCAGGGCAUGCCCGGGCACCACCAAAUGCCGCCGCAUCAGAUGCACCGGGAGAACAGGCACGUAACACUAACUAGGGUGCCACUGGGUCCAUCUCAGGCCGGCGGCGGCAUGGGCGGGCACGGACAAAUGGGCGCCAUGGGCACCAUGCCCGUGCCGCAUCACGCGCCCGCGCAGCGCCCGCCGCAUCCCAUCAGAGCGAUGCACCAUCCGACACAGCAUCACUCUGUACCGCCGCAACAAACUCGCCUACGCAGACCGUAUGUAGGCGGCGGCUACGGACCCGGCGGCGCUCCCGGCGUCAUGCCGCCGCCCUACGCGCAGCCACCGCCUUUACCGCCACCGACUACACAACAAAAUCACAAUGGUCUGUGCAAACCCUCUUCUCCAAUUACGCCAGCGCAAACAAAAUUGAGCUCUGACUUUGUAGUACCACCAGUGAUGCCAACCAACCCAGUACCGGCGGAAACCAAAGAGGAGACCAACACAGGUAUAACCAGCGUGACGACGAGCGGCGCGGGCGGCGCGGGCGGCGCGGCCGCGGCCGGCGGGGCGGGCGAGGACGAGCACGCGGCGGGCGAGGGCGAGGCGGCCCGCAACGCCGCGCCGGCCAACAGUAAAGAGAAGACCCCUAUGUGCCUGGUCAAUGAGUUGGCCAGGUACAAUAAGAUUAAGCAUCAAUAUCGCCUCACAUCAGAAACGGGACCCGCUCACAAGAAAGUAUUCACGGUAACACUCCGACUGGGUGAAACUGAGGAAUAUACUGCAGAGGGGUCAUCAAUAAAGCGCGCGCAGCACGCGGCGGCGCGCGCGGCGCUCGCGGGCACGCGCUACCCGCCGCCGCCGCCGCGCGCGCCGCCCGCGCACUCGCACCACUCGCACCACCACCGACACGCUGGCGCAGUGAUGCCGACGGUAGAGCUGAACGCGCUGGCAAUGAAGCUGUGCCAGCCGGCGGUGUACACGUCGGUGCCGGCGGUGCCGCGGCCGCGCCCGCGCCUGCCCUACCGCCUGCCCGCGCCCUUCGUGCCGCCCUACCCGCACCCGCACGCGCCCGCGCCCCACGCGCCCCACACGCCUCACACGCCUCGGCUCAUCGAGCCCGCUGCAUUGCUUUACAGAGUGCGUGUGUGCGUCGGCGGGCGCUCGUGGGUGGGCGAGGGCGCCACGCCGCAGGGCGCGCGGCACGACGCGGCGGCGCGCGCGCUGCACGACCUGCGCCCGCUCUCGCACGGGGACAAUGACAGUGGCGACGCGGGCUCAGAUCUACUUAAUUCAGAAGUAAAAUCUCCAGUGUCAUUGGUACAUGAGUUGGCAUUGAAAAGGAAUUUGUCAGUUCUAUUCACUGUGAAAUCUGAACGUGGACCGCCACACAUGAGGGUAUUCAUAACAGCGUGCACGGUCGGCGAGAUGGAAACUGAAGGGGAGGGCAACGGCAAGAAGGUGUCCAAGCGUCGCGCGGCCGAGCGCAUGCUGGACGAGAUGCGGCGUCGCUGGCCGCCCGCGCUGCUGCGCGCGCGCCCGCCCGCCGACCGCCGCCGGCACGCGCCCGCCAAGAAGAAGCCUAGGAAUCUUAUUAAGGAAGGUGGCGUCGUGUCGGAGGGCGGUGGCGCGCCGGGCGCGGCGGGCGCGGGCGCGGGCGGCGCGGCGGGCGCCGACAACCCUAUCUCGCGGCUGGCGGUGGCGCGGCACGCGGCGCGCGCGCGCUCGCCGCAGUACCGCGUGCUGGAGGAGCGCGGCGCGGCGCGGCGGCGCGAGUUCCUCGUGCAGUGCGACGCGCCGCCGCACUGCGCCACCGGCCUCGGCCCUAACAAGAAGACUGCCAAGCGGCGCGCUGCGCACAAUGUACUAUUGGCGAUGGAAAUGAGCGCAAACGCCGGUGAACAAUCGCCUGUCGCCGCCAACAACGUCGACAGUACUACUUCACCGGUAACAGAUGCUAACAAAACUAACAAUGGCGAUGUUAAACGAAAGGAAAACGAAACGAAUGGAGGCGGUGCCAACAGUGAUGUACGCCAGCCGGUUCCUGGCGUGCUUAUGAUGGAUUAUCACCAGCGCUCUGGACAACCAACGCAACCUAAUGGUGUGAGCGAGGCGAGCGCGACCGGCGGCGCGGGCGCGGGCGCCAGCUCGCCCGGCGCCAAGGACCAGCUCAUGUACCUGUCACAGCUGCUCGGCUUCACCGUGCAGUUCUCUGAUUUCCCUAAGCGCAACCACGGCGAGUACCUGUCGCUGGUGUCGCUUUCGACGGAGCCGCCCGUCAUGUGCCACGGCGGCGGCGCGUCCACCGCGCACUCGCACGAGCAGUGCGCGCGCGCCGCGCUGCGCGCCCUCGCGCUCAUGGGCCUCGACGCGCCCACCACCGGAAUGCAAAGCAGCAUGCCGGGCGCGGGCGCCAAGACCAACGUGAUAAGCAACGGCAUCGAG